CUGAACAGCCCACGGUGUAGGCGGGGAAGCGGAAGCGGGCGGCGCUUUGGCUGACUGGGGCUUGUCAUCCUUGUGAUGGGGACCGGGUUUUUCUUUCCCGGGAACCCGCAGGCCUUCUGGUGACCGCCACUACCGUCGCCUUGGAGCGUGGGUCUCAGACCCUGGACGGCUGUGGCGGACGCGGCAUUUCCCCGUCAUUCCAGACGCUGUCUGGCGAGAUCGGACGAGUCUCCAGAGAAGAACACAAAUCUGCUGACACCUUGAUUUCAAUUUUGAGAACUCAUUUGAGCCACACUAUGCCUGAACAUCUGACCCACAGAAACUAUGAGAUAUGAUCCAGUCCUCUGCGUGAAUUACUUUGGUUAGUCAGAGUGAAUAUUCAAUAAUGAGUGGUGCAGCUUUGGGACUCGAGAUUGUUUUUGUCUUUUUUUUGGCAUUAUUCCUACUUCAUCGAUAUGGAGACUUUAAGAAACAGCAUAGACUUGUAAUUGUUGGAACACUGCUAGCUUGGUAUCUCUGCUUUCUUAUUGUCUUCAUACUGCCUCUGGAUGUUAGUACGACAAUAUACAACCGGUGCAAACAUGCUGCUGCAAACUCAAGCCCUCCUGAGAAUAGCAACAUUACAGGAUUGGACUCACCUCCUACCCCAAUUCCAAGCCAUCAUCCGUGUUUCAAGCCAUGGAGUUACAUUCCUGAUGGAAUCAUGCCAAUUUUCUGGAGGGUAGUAUAUUGGACAUCACAAUUUUUAACAUGGAUUCUGUUACCUUUUAUGCAGUCAUAUGCAAGAUCAGGAGGGUUUUCCAUCACUGGAAAGAUAAAAACUGCACUGAUUGAGAACGCGAUCUAUUAUGGCACCUAUUUGCUGAUUUUUGGAGCAUUUUUAAUUUAUGUAGCUGUAAACCCACAUUUGCACUUAGAAUGGAACCAGCUUCAGACAAUUGGGAUAGCUGCUGCAAAUACAUGGGGUCUAUUUCUUCUUGUGCUAUUGUUGGGGUAUGGCUUGGUGGAAAUUCCUCGGUCAUAUUGGAAUGGAGCAAAAAGAGGUUAUCUACUUAUGAAAACUUAUUUUAAGGCAGCCAAAUUGAUGACAGAGAAAGCAGAUGCAGAAGAGAAUUUGGAAGAUGUAAUGGAGGAGGUUCGUAAAGUGAAUGAAAGCAUCAAGUAUAACCACCCAUUGAGAAAAUGUGUUGACACAAUACUUAAAAAGUGUCCUACAGAAUACCAGGAAAAAAUGGGUAGGAACAUGGAUGAUUACGAAGAUUUUGAUGAAAAGCAUAACACCUACCCAAGUGAAAAGAGUCUGGUGAAACUACAUAAACAGGUUAUUUAUUCAGUUCAGAGGCACCGUCGAACUCAAGUACAAUGGCAAAUUCUUUUGGAACAAGCAUUUUAUCUAGAAGAUGUUGCAAAAAAUGAAACUAGUGCUACUCAUCAGUUUGUUCACACCUUUCAGUCACCAGAGCCAGAAAAUAGACUUGUCCAAUAUUUUUAUAAUCCUACAGUUGAAUGGUACUGGGAAUGUCUUUUGCGACCAUGGUUUUAUAGAAUACUUGCUGUGGUUCUGUCUAUCUUCUCUGUGAUUGUUGUGUGGUCAGAAUGCACAUUCUUCAGCACUACACCAGUCUUAUCCCUCUUUGCAGUCUUCAUACAGCUGGCUGAAAAAACAUACAAUUAUAUUUAUAUCGAGAUUGCUUGCUUUCUUUCCAUCUUCUUCCUAAGUAUCUGUGUUUAUUCUACUGUGUUCAGGAUUCGUGUCUUUAACUAUUAUUACUUGGCUUCACAUCAUCAGACUGAUGCUUACAGCCUUCUUUUCAGUGGCAUGUUAUUUUGCCGUUUGACUCCUCCUCUAUGUCUUAAUUUCUUGGGUUUGACCCAUAUGGAUUCAUCCAUCUCUCACAAGAAUACACAGCCAACUGCUUAUACAUCUAUUAUGGGUUCCAUGAAAGUUUUAUCCUUUAUUGCAGAUGGAUUUUAUAUAUAUUAUCCUAUGUUGGUGGUAAUUCUCUGCAUUGCUACUUAUUUUAGUUUGGGAACUCGUUGUUUAAAUCUACUUGGCUUCCAGCAGUUCAUGGGAGAUAAUGAUAUGACAUCAGACUUGGUUGAUGAAGGAAAAGAAUUAAUCAGACGAGAGAAGAGAAAAAGGCAAAGGCAAGAAGAAGGCGAACACCGAAGAAGAGAAUGGAAAGAACGUUAUGGACACAAUAGAGAAGAUUCCACUAGAAACAGAAAUGCUCAUAUUGACCCAAAAGAGUCAAACUUCUCAGAUAUAAAUACCAACCGAUCGGUAUCCAAAUAUACCAGAGCUAAUAAUAGAACUGAAAGGGACAGAAUAGAACUCCUACAAGAUCCAGAACCUAUGGAUUUUAAUGCAGAAGCAUUUACUGAUGAUCCUCUUGAAUCUGAAUCAGGAAGGUAUCAGCCUGGUGGACGAUACCUCUCAAUGUCUCGCAGCAGAAUAUUUGAUGAUGUUUAAAGUCUGAAAGGAUUUAUGGAAUAACCAAAAUCAACACAUCAGUUCAGUCUUUAUGGACAUCUGUAUACCCUAGAGUUUACACUGUAUUCUCAGUAAAAAGUGUCAGGAUAAAAAAGGCACUGACAAUUAAUCACAUAUUAGUAAUAAUGGUUUAUUAUUAAUUGAAUAGAAUAUCAUCUUUUCGAAUAGGAUUUAUUACAUACCAUUCCUGAAGUGUCUGCCUUAGAAGUACAGUUACAGUGGAAGGAUUUAAUUCAUGAUAAAGAUCAGUAUGUCUGGAAAACAUGUAGGUCAGUUUGUUUCAGAUUUUUCUUCCCCAGGAAAACUGUUUUAAAGAUCCAAGGAAGCCAUAAGUCAAACUAAAUAAUAUUACACGGUUUUAUUAUUUUGAUUUACAUUUUUGCUGUUUCUAAAGAAUACGUUAAUCCUGUAUUUCCCAAAGAAUUGGAGACCUCAAAAAAUAACUAUAUU
This is a messenger RNA of Hipposideros armiger (great roundleaf bat), 2944 nucleotides long. RefSeq names its product LMBR1 domain containing 2 (gene LMBRD2). The transcript is spliced from 19 exons. Bases 386 to 2473 code for a protein of 695 amino acids. NCBI's taxonomy places the organism in Eukaryota, Metazoa, Chordata, Mammalia, Chiroptera, Hipposideridae. Gene Ontology annotation, cellular component: membrane. Gene Ontology annotation, biological process: adrenergic receptor signaling pathway. The record is from RefSeq and is a predicted model, not a curated record.